Messenger RNA from Miscanthus lutarioriparius, 864 nucleotides. The record is from the annotation of a GenBank genome assembly. Lineage: Eukaryota; Viridiplantae; Streptophyta; Magnoliopsida; Poales; Poaceae.
AUGGAGCUGCUUCCUCUGCUCACGUGGGUCAUCCUUGCGCACGCCAUGGCGUACCUGGCCUGGACGGCCGCCGCACGCCGCCGGCAGUCGCGGUGCUACCUCCUAGACUACGUGUGCCACAAGCCCCGCGACGACCGGAAGCUGUCGACGGAGACGGCCGGCGACGUGAUCCAGCGCAACGUGCGGCUGGGUCUAACCGACUACCGCUUCCUCCUCCGCGUCAUCGUCCGCUCCGGCAUCGGCGAGGAGACCUACGCCCCGCGCAACAUCCUGGAGGGCCGCGAGGACACGCCCACCCUGCAGGACUCGCUGGAGGAGAUGGACUCCUUCUUCGACGAGGCCAUCGCCGAGCUCUUCGCCCGGACGGGGUUCGCGCCGCGCGACGUGGACGUGCUGGUCUUCAACGUCUCCAUGCUCUCCCCGUCGCCGUCGCUGUCGUCCCGGAUCGUGCGCCGCUACGGCCUGCGCGAGGACGUGGCGGCGUACAACCUCACGGGGAUGGGGUGCAGCGCGGGGCUCAUCGCGCUGGACCUGGCCCGGAACGCGCUGCGGACGCGGCCCCGCGCGCUGGCGCUCGUGGUGUCGUCUGAGUCCAUAGCGCCCAACUGGUACUCCGGCACCGACAAGUCCAUGAUGCUGGCCAACUGCCUGUUCCGCUGCGGCGGCUCCGCGGUGCUGGUCACCAACGACCCGGCGCACCGCAGGCGCGCCAAGAUGGAGCUCGGCUGCCUGGUGCGCGCCAACAUCGGCGCCAGCGACGACGCGCACGCGUGCGCGCUGCAGCGGGAGGACGGCGAGGGCCGCGUCGGGAUCAGCCUCAGCAAGGCGCUCCCCAAGGCCGCCGUGCGCGCGCCUUCGCCGUGA